Diatraea saccharalis (sugarcane borer) is the source of this 1779-nucleotide messenger RNA. Lineage: Eukaryota; Metazoa; Arthropoda; Insecta; Lepidoptera; Crambidae. The record is from the annotation of a GenBank genome assembly.
UCAUAAAUAUACAGAGUGAUUUACGAAGAAGAGUUAUAUUUAAGCAAAACUAGUUAUUAAUAUUUAGUUCAGCUGUUUAUGAGAAUUGUCUAAACGUCGAUAAUUUUUUAUUUGACUUUCAAUUGCCAAAUCGAUAUUUUUUACAGUAUUCAUAAUUCCGCAACGCUACGUCAUGGCUAUCAUGGCGUUGCUGGCGGUUGCCAAUGCUUACACAAUGAGGGUCUGCUUGAACCUCGCCAUCACACAGAUGGUUAGGAAGGGUUCCUCUGGUGAGGAUGGCCACUUCGAUCCCGACGCUUGUCCAGAUAUGACGGUGGCUGCGACACCUUCAAACAGCAGCGUAGAUAUAUAUAAAAAUGAGCCAGUUUUAUUUGAAUGGAGUGAAGCGACCCAAGGAUUAAUCCUUGGUUCUUUCUACUACGGAUAUGUUUUGACUCAUAUCCCUGGAGGCAUGCUUGCGGAAAGAUAUGGUGGGAAAUGGAUUCUUGGUUUUGGACUGUUAUCUACUGCCAUAUGUACGAUCAUAACGCCAGUCACCGUUAAAAUGGGAGGUGCACCGGCAUUGUUCAUUCUGAGAGUUAUCGAAGGUUUUGGAGAGGGUCCGACGAUGCCUGGAUUGAUGGCAAUGCUGUCACGAUGGGCGCCCAAGGCUGAACGAGCGAGAUUCGGCGCCAUUGUAUUCGGAGGCGCUCAGAUUGGUAACAUAGUUGGAUCCUACGUCUCAGGCCUUAUCCUGCACGAAGGAAGCUGGGAGGAUGUUUUCUAUUUAUUCGGAGCCUGCGGUCUCGUUUGGUUCGCAUUAUGGACCGUUUUAUGCUUCAGUACGCCGAACACCCAUCCUUAUAUUUCAGACAGUGAGAAGAAAUUCUUGAAUGAAAACGUGGAUUCACUUCAAGGUACUAAGCAAGCAAAAAUGGAUCCGAUUCCGUGGAAGGCUUUACUCCGUUCUGUGCCACUCUGGGCUUUAAUUAUAGCUGGUAUUGGCCACGACUGGGGAUAUUUCACAAUGGUAACAGACCUUCCGAAAUAUAUGACGGAUGUCCUCAAAUUCAACAUAAAGUCCACCGGUAUCCUAUCCGCUCUUCCAUACGUUGCUAUGUGGAUCGCCUCCUUCUUAUUCGGGCUCGUAUGCGACUUCUGCGUCAAAAGAAAAUACCAUUCUAUUCAAAAUGCAAGGAAAAUCUAUACAACAAUCGCUGCCACUGGUCCUGGUAUUUGUAUCAUCAUGGCAUCAUACUCCGGCUGUGAUAAAACGCUUGCUGUUUUCUGGUUCAUUUUCGCCAUGACUCUUAUGGGUGCCUAUUACAGUGGAAUGAAGAUUAAUCCUUUAGACAUUACCCCUAACUAUGCUGGUACUACCACAGCCAUGGUGAAUGGUAUCGCCGCUAUUUCUGCCAUCAUAACACCAUAUUUGAUUGGCCUAGUAACGCCGGACUCAACAUUGGCACAAUGGCGGAUAGCUUUCUGGGUAUGUCUCGGAGUAUUAGUGGUGACAAACGUCAUCUAUCUCAUGUUCGCCAAAGGAGAUCAGUUAUGGUGGGAUGACGUCAAUAAGCAUGGCUACCCCACCAACUGGAGUCACGGACCGCUACGUCAAAGAACACCGGAUGAGGAAGGUCAAAAAAAUGAAAAGAAAGAAAAGAUAUAAUUGACUGUGAAUAGUUUUAAGAUAGAUGUAAGGUAACUUAUUGUGAUAAAAUCUAAUUUAAGUGAAGUAAAACCAAAUAAUGAAAAGGGUUGUUUAAUUUUUAUUUCCAUAACCGUUACAUUCAAGAAAAU